UGGCCUGGGCGCCUAUAAAAGGCUCGGCGGGGCCGGCGCCGCGCGGUGGGUCAGGCUCGCGAGUGGAGCGCGCGUCACGCAGCUCCCGCCGCUGUCGCUCGCGCCCUCUCUCCUGCCGCGCCCCGUCAGCCGCCGCUCAGGUACGUGGUAAGGUGACAGCUAUUGAACUAUGGCAUCCAACAAGAUAUGGUAUACCAUAGCCCUUGGACUUCUGCUGCCUUUUUCUUAUGCCCAUACGGACUUCUUCACUUCCAUUGGUCAUAUGACAGACUUAAUUAAUACAGAAAAAGACCUGGUGGUGUCACUGAAGGAUUACAUCAAGGCAGAAGAAAGCAAGCUGGAACAGAUCAAAAAAUGGGCAGAGAAAUUGGAUCAGCUGACAGAUACUGCUACAAAAGACCCAGAGGGGUUUUUGGGACAUCCUGUAAAUGCAUUUAAGUUGAUGAAACGGCUUAACACAGAGUGGGGUGAGCUGGAGAGCCUGGUUCUGAAGGACAUGUCAGAUGGCUUUAUCUCCAACAUGACUAUCCAGCGGCAGUUUUUCCCAAAUGAUGAAGAUCAGACUGGUGCAGCAAAAGCCCUGUUGCGGCUUCAAGACACGUAUAAUUUGGAUACAGACACCCUCUCAAGAGGGAAUCUUCCAGGUGUGAAGCACAAAUCCUUUUUAACAGCUGAAGAUUGCUUUGAGCUGGGAAAGAUUGCCUACACUGAAGCUGAUUACUACCACACUGAGCUCUGGAUGGAACAAGCUCUGAAACAGCUGGAUGAGGGAGAAGUGUCUUCGGCAGAUAAAGUCUACAUUCUGGACUACCUGAGUUAUGCUGUGUAUCAGCAGGGGGAUCUGGGCAAAGCCAUGACACUCACCAAACGCCUUCUGGAACUGGAUCCUGAACACCAAAGAGCAAAUGGGAACAUGAAAUAUUUUGAAUAUAUCAUGGCUAAAGAAAAAGAAGCAAAUAAGUCCAGUACGGAUUCAGAAGACCAGAUGGAGAAGGAAACAGAGGUUAAGAAAAAGGAUUACCUGCCCGAGAGAAGGAAGUACGAAAUGCUGUGCCGUGGGGAGGGUCUCAAAAUGACUCCUCGGAGACAAAAAAGACUCUUCUGCCGCUAUUAUGACGGAAACAGGAAUCCUAGAUACAUUCUGGGCCCUGUCAAGCAGGAAGACGAGUGGGACAAACCUCGGAUUGUUCGCUUCCUUGACAUCAUCUCCGAUGAAGAGAUCGAGACUGUGAAAGAACUAGCAAAGCCAAGGCUGAGCCGUGCUACUGUUCAUGACCCUGAGACUGGGAAACUGACCACAGCACAUUACAGAGUCUCUAAGAGUGCUUGGUUGUCUGGAUAUGAAAGCCCUGUGGUGUCUCGCAUUAACACAAGGAUACAGGACCUAACAGGACUUGAUGUCUCUACAGCAGAGGAGCUACAGGUGGCAAAUUAUGGAGUGGGAGGACAGUAUGAGCCCCACUUUGACUUUGCACGGGCAAAUGAGCCAGAUGCUUUUAAGGAAUUGGGAACAGGCAACAGAAUUGCUACUUGGUUGUUUUAUAUGAGCGAUGUGUCAGCAGGGGGAGCUACUGUCUUUCCUGAAGUAGGAGCUAGUGUUUGGCCUAAAAAGGGAACGGCUGUAUUCUGGUACAACCUCUUCCCAAGCGGAGAAGGAGAUUACAGCACGCGGCAUGCGGCCUGCCCAGUACUAGUUGGAAACAAAUGGGGUAAGUACCCCUCACGUUGUUCUCGCUGCCUGUCACCUGGACGUCCGGGCCUUUGUUGGUGGGUUGUCUUGGUUUUCUUUUUCCUCUGGUGGAAUAAGAAGCAGCCACAAAUUACAUCCUUUAUAAAGAAAUCUACUUUAUAGCUAUACCUACUUCGUAUCUCUCUAUAUUAUGUUAUAAUAAAAUAUGCUACUAUAUAAUAUAUCUCUCUAUAUAAUAAAGCUAUCUAUAAAAUGUAGUAGUAGAUCUACUUCAAAGGUCUGUUGUAGUUUUGCAGCUACUGGAAGAUUUUUUCCCUCUUGGAUUUAUUAGACCACCUUCAUGCAUGUGUGUGUAUUAAAAUAUUUUAGAAAAUUGAGGUAACGCUGUGCUUAACUGUAAGCUGGCCAAUAGCAUAUAUUUAGCUUAAAUAGAAACAUGAGCUAACCAGGUACGCUGAUCAAAUGCCUUUGUCUUUGCAGUAUCCAAUAAAUGGCUCCACGAGCGGGGACAGGAAUUCCGAAGGCCGUGCACUUUAUCAGAGUUGGAAUGAUGCAGACUCGUCCUCCGUCUCCUCUGUGUUCAGUUUGUGUAAAAUGCACACAUCUCCUACAGUUUACAAUUGACUAACACUCCACUACAGGUUCAGUCUUCAACUACACCGGUGUUUCAUCUGUGGACAAAACAAACACGCUUUUAGUUCCUUUAAAGUAUCCCUUUAUGGUUUUGUGAGCAGAAUAUAUCCAGGUUUGAGUGUUUCAGAGAAAAAAAACCAGACAAAAUACAGACCAGGGACACAACGAACAGUGGUGUUGUGUGUGGUGUUCCCUUCACCAUCGCCCCUCUGCUGAAUGUGGAAAGCCAGUGAUUGUUUGCUUAGAGUCCUCCUUGUACCUGUCAGUCUGCUGAGGGCGGGAUGAUUUGAUGGGAGGGCUCCCCGCUAAGGAAGGCUGAAUUAAACCAGUUCGUAUUCCUCAAUUUCCAGACAUUCGACUCCUUGCUUUUCUAGAGUGCCUGACUGUUGAGAACUGCGGCCAUGGUGUUUGUUUCACCAGGAGCAGGUUGUUACUAUGUUUUAGCCUGUUUCUCUGCUUCCACAAAGCCCUGAUAUUUAAACGGGCUUCCUUCUUAGCCUCUGUUGGGGCGUUUGGCUCUCAGUUGUGAAAAUGUGAGCCAGCAAUUACAUAUGCAUAGACGAGAUGCUUCGGCAGUGUUGUGUGAAACACAUGCCUGCAGCAGAGCAGCCUGACAAUAAUUACAGGCCAUGUGCCCUCCAUUUUUUUUCUUUAGUGUUUGUCCACGUAAACUAAUGCUGCUUUUAUUCUGUCUUAGUAGCCAACUCUUAGGCCUGGUCCUUGGCCUGUGGGGGAUGGGCCUGUUACCAUCUUCAUUAAUCAUAAUAAUUGUGCCUUAGGAUACAGGAAUUUCAAAUUAGUUAUGAGACUUCAGGUGAUGAGGCAAUACAGAGUCCUCACAGAACGCUCCCCACCCUCAUUCUCCCAGUUCCUCAAGGUUUUGUGAGAAAUAGAUGGCCGAUUUACAAUCCUAAAUGUCUUUUAGAGGUGGUUUGGUUUUUUCCCCAAAUGUGUUUUUUCUGCUGUGGAUGCUGAACACAGGCCACAGCAGCGACAUGCCUUUAGUCACAGGGUGCCUGUUGGCACAGGAUGCCACAGGAGGGGGCUGCUCUGGAUGGUUUGGUGUUGCUCACCUUGUGGUGCCUCCCCUGCCCUUGGUGGUCACUGGCACUCAUGAGCCAGGGAGUGCUGGGAAGGGGCCUCCCUCCAGAGCUCUGAGGCUGCUCUUCCCAUGAGCCAGGGCUGGAGCCGUUCUUGUUCACACUGGCCCCACAGGAAAAGCACCCCCACAGUCAGCAGUGCCUGCGCUGGAAGGACACUCGGGGACCUUAGUUUGUGACAAGUCAUCCUUACACCGAGAUGAAGUUGAAGCCCUUGAGGGAGACGAGACUGUGGCUGCCGUAGCUGUUGACCUUGCAUUCUGCUCGUCAGAGCCCCGCGGGAGGCAUACCUGCUGCCCCCAGCGCAGGAAGAGCGAAGCGGGGCGGGAGAGGCUGCAGGGAGGUUCGCUUUCCUAAGCCAUUUCUCUUCAGCAGCAGGAUUUCUAGCAACAUGUCUGAAUAUUCCACUAGCAUGAGGACAAGAAUCAAAGUGAGCUGCACCAGACCCUACCUAAAAGUGUCUGAUUUUGAUGAUGAUGGUUUUACUAGUCAUGGGGUCAAGCCUGAAGUCUUUACCAAGGGAAAAAAAAUUCCAAUUUUAAUUAAUUGGAUUUUCUGCCUCAAAAUCUUGAAAAUUGAGCCAAAACAUAGAUGAAACCAACCGUUAACCUGUUAGAAAUACCUCUGGCGUACUGAGACUGCAGUUCUAAGGUACUACAGUUUGAGAAACUGCAUGCUUUCAGAAGACACUUUAAAAUCUUUGCUGGAAAAUGUAUUGUUAAAUUUCUACUGAGCCUGUUAGCAGUGGGACCUGCCUAACUGUUUUGCCGUAGCCCUACACCUUCUUCCAUUUUUGCCUGUGCUUUUGGCAGAUGUGAAACAACGUUCAUCCACCUCUUAAGAAAACAAAUAAAAAGAAGUGGAAAUAGGUCCACCUCA
Phalacrocorax carbo (great cormorant) is the source of this 4302-nucleotide messenger RNA. Lineage: Eukaryota; Metazoa; Chordata; Aves; Suliformes; Phalacrocoracidae. The record is from RefSeq and is a predicted model, not a curated record.